Molecule: messenger RNA, 540 nt
Organism: Canis lupus familiaris (dog)
Lineage: Eukaryota; Metazoa; Chordata; Mammalia; Carnivora; Canidae
Gene: RPL28
Product: ribosomal protein L28
Exons: 5
Coding region: 82-495 (137 amino acids)
Biological process (GO): translation
Cellular component (GO): cytosolic large ribosomal subunit; ribosome
Molecular function (GO): structural constituent of ribosome
Source: RefSeq, a predicted model, not a curated record
GCGUUUGGAAUUAAAGGCGUCGCCGGGUCUUCUACUUGCCUCUUUCCGUCUCUCGCUGCCGUAAGGAAAGGAGCAGCCGCCAUGUCCGCUCACCUGCAGUGGAUGGUCGUGCGGAACUGCUCCAGCUUCCUGAUCAAGAGGAACAAGCAGACGUACAGCACGGAGCCCAACAACCUGAAAGCUCGCAACUCCUUCCGCUACAACGGUCUGAUUCACCGCAAGACUGUGGGCGUGGAGCCGGCGGCCGACGGCAAGGGUGUGGUGGUGGUCCUGAAGCGGAGAUCAGGCCAGCGGAAACCCGCUACCUCCUAUGUGCGAACUACCAUCAACAAGAAUGCCCGGGCCACCCUCAGUAGCAUCAGGCACAUGAUCCGCAAGAAUAAGUACCGUCCGGAUCUGCGCAUGGCUGCCAUUCGCAGAGCCAGUGCUAUCCUGCGCAGUCAGAAGCCUGUGAUGGUGAAGAGGAAGCGGGCCCGCCCCACCAAGAGCUCCUGAGCACUUGCCCCUGUACCCAGAGCAAUAAAGAUGUUAACCAUCUGG